GCACGGAGACUCUUUAAAGUUAAAUAAACGCCGCGGCGCGACUCGAGUUGCACACAGUGUGCAGCGGCGCUGAGGGGCAGGCAACGAACCAAGACGAACUGAACCGAACCUGCGUGACAGAAAGACUCUUCUAGAGAAUGACGUCCGUUUGUCCAAGAUGCGAUAAGACUGUGUUUUUCGCUGAGAAAGUGAGCUCUCUGGGGAAAAACUGGCACCGCUUCUGUCUGAAAUGUGAACGAUGUAGUAAGAUUCUGUCUCCUGGAGGUCAUGCGGAGCAUGAUGGAUUGCCUUACUGUCAUAAACCCUGCUACGGAACUCUCUUUGGACCAAAAGGUGUAAAUAUUGGAGGGGCGGGGUCUUAUAUAUAUGACACGCCUCCUCAAACACCGGUCGACAAAUCAUGUAACAGCCCUUCAGACGUGUCACCCACUACACCUUGGACCAACUCACAGAUCAACUAUAAUCAACCCAAAGCUUCCACUGCACCUACACGCAUGUUUGCUGGAGAGACUUAUUUGUGUCCCGGCUGUGGAAAGGCAGUUUAUUUCGCUGAGAAGGUGAUGUCACUGGGUCGCAACUGGCACAGGCCGUGCCUUCGCUGUAUGAGGUGCAAGAAAACACUGACCCCUGGUGGUCAUGCAGAGCAUGAGGGCAGCCCAUACUGCCAUGUGCCCUGCUAUGGGUACCUUUUUGGACCAAAAGGUGUGAACAUUGGAAAGGUGGGCUGUUACAUUUAUGAGAAAGAAAAUGCAGAGAAUGAAAUGCCAAGUGAACAUUAAGUCAUAAAGAAAAGCUCUUUUUUAUUUGGUACAGAAAUGUUUUUUUACAUCAUUAAUAGAAUUGUAAGGUGUAAAAGUUUAUGUUCACACAGAUAUAUGCAAAUGUCAUUACAUAUGUAUGUAUUGUAAUUGAAAUGGCCACUGGCAUCUUAAAAAAGAAUUCAUACACAACAAUCCCUACUCAAACACUUGCACACACACAUACAUAGACUCUCUCUCUCUCUCUCUCUCUCUCUCUCUCUCAUUUUUCUCUUUCACAAACACAUAUUCACAAAUUCACACCUGCAUUUAAUCUUAUUUAGAAAACCUCUGUAAUUAUUACAUGGCACUGGAGAAAUCUGUAAAUCUUUGUGUAACUAAUAAAAAAUAUUUUAAAAGAA
Megalobrama amblycephala (Wuchang bream) is the source of this 1159-nucleotide messenger RNA. RefSeq names its product cysteine-rich protein 3 (gene crip3). The coding region runs from base 138 to 779 and encodes 213 amino acids. The record is from RefSeq and is a predicted model, not a curated record. NCBI's taxonomy places the organism in Eukaryota, Metazoa, Chordata, Actinopteri, Cypriniformes, Xenocyprididae. The transcript has 7 exons.